CCGGGCGGCUCGGCCUGGCCCUGCCCCGAGCUGCCGGGCGCAGGUGCUUAAAUAGCGGCGCCGGCUGCGCUGCCGCGUCCUUCGCGCCGCGGGAAGGGUGCGAGCGGAGCUGCCCCCGACCGGAGUCUGAAUUAUCAGGAGCGUAAGUGUCCGGUCUUCUUCCUGGAGAGCCCACGGCUCCCCAUACUGCUUCCACAGUGAGCUUUACGCCAUCUCUGUGAGAGGAUGGAAUAUCUCUGAAGGCUAUUCUGCUGACACAUAGUGUUCUCGUGGCUGAUGCUGGCAUACGACUGGGAGUGCACAGGUUGGCUUUUGAUGGAUGGUAGCCAAGAUCUCCGUGGUUGCUAUUCACCAUGGAGGACAGGAAGCUUAUUUAAGAAGAGAAACAGAAAGGACUUUAUUACCUGUAGAAGGAGAAGCAAGACUUAUGUGCUUUGAAAAGAUCUGCUGUAGUUUGCUGCCAUUUAAUGCUAACAACUCAUCUGCUUGAAGAGAUUCUGUUGUAAUGUAUCCAGUGGCUGUUCCUGCACCAGGAGGUGAAGGAAAUAACGGACAGCAUGGGAAACUUAUUUUUUUCCUUUUUGUUUUUGGAGCUGUGUUGCUGUGCGCUGGAUUCCUGCUUUCAGUCUUUAUUCUCCAGUCAUGCCCAUCCGGAACCUUUAGUGACUGUAAUGAGGUCCUUAAGGCUGCUGGGCCAGUGCUGGCUGUAACUGGACUGGUUUGUGUUUUGCUGGCACGAUCAAGGGCCAGGAUGUAUAUGAGACAAAGACAAUUGCAAAAUGAGCAGGUGUACAGCCUUGUUUUUUGCCAUGGGAACUGUCAGUUUGCCCAAUUUCUCAUAUUUGGAUUCCUGUUUUUAACUAGUGGAAUGCUAAUUAGCAUCCUGGGAAUUUGGGUUCCUGGUUGCAGCCCUGGCUGGCAUACCAUACAGUUCAACCACACCGGCAGUUCUGAUGUGAACCUCCAGGGCUGUGGAUUCCUGUCACUUCAAAUCAUGGGACCUUUGAUUGUGCUCACUGGGUUGUGUUUCUUCGUGAUAGCUCACGUUAAAAAGAAACAAAACUUAAAUCUCAACCACGAAUCUUGUGAAAGUGAAGAACAUCCUCAGAGCCCUGAAACUUUUCAUGUUACAGUAGGUGAUGCUGUAAUGGUAUUCCCACCCCCACCACCUCCUUAUUUUGCUGACCCUAUGUCACCAACUGUGACACAUUGUCUUAUGUCGAGUGUUUUGCCUGCAAGUGAAAAUCCUCCACCGUAUCACUCUAUCUUCACUAAUGGAGCACAGCUUGCAGAUGAUGAAAGAAUGGUUGCUGUUAGAGACUAUGAAACCAUAUGUACAAUUUCUGGAAGCAGCUCACCUGCAGAUAUUUUACCAAUGCUAUACCUCUGCUCUGAAUCUCCUCCAAAAUAUGAAGAAAAAGCAUCAAUAACAAAUAAUGAAUAUUCACCAUCUUCUUCCUCAUCUUUUUCAUCUAUUUCCAUAGCCACAUCUGACAUCAGCUCAUAGAAGACUGUCAGUUGACUUAAUUUUUAAAUUAAAUUGUACACAGAGAUUUACAAUUUUGAAUUUAUUUACAUUUUGUAAUAAAAGCAAUAAUGUUGGUUGCGUCUAA
Molecule: messenger RNA, 1613 nt
Organism: Corapipo altera (White-ruffed manakin)
Lineage: Eukaryota; Metazoa; Chordata; Aves; Passeriformes; Pipridae
Gene: TMEM171
Product: transmembrane protein 171
Exons: 7
Coding region: 506-1507 (333 amino acids)
Source: RefSeq, a predicted model, not a curated record